Messenger RNA from Penicillium macrosclerotiorum, 2049 nucleotides. RefSeq lists its product as uncharacterized. The transcript is spliced from 6 exons. Lineage: Eukaryota; Fungi; Ascomycota; Eurotiomycetes; Eurotiales; Aspergillaceae. The record is from RefSeq and is a predicted model, not a curated record. Bases 1 to 2049 code for a protein of 682 amino acids.
AUGAUGGCCGUGAGGUCGCCGCUCUCUGUCUUAUCCUACCACGACACCUCUCGCCCGUUUGCGGGGCCAGAUUCGAUGUCCCUCGAGGUCGUUUCAGUUCCGUCAAAUGCCAGGAACUCGAAACACUCAUCACUUAAUCCUGUUCUAACCGACCCUUCCGGUUCAACAGACCAAACGGACCAAACGGCCGCCACAGAGACUUCGCCUGUGGCUUCCUCUGCCAAACAAUCCGAAGAUACGGAGAUUGAUGAGGAGAAUGACGGCGAGGAGACCACUCCAGUAACCCCAGUGGAAACCCCGAUUCCUUUUACCCCGUCAGGAUUGGAAAUCCAAACAACCAAUCCACGGAAUGCCAGGCUUGUGACAAGUUUGGAUGAGGAUGAGCCUCCUCAAUCCGUAAUUCAUGCUCCGCCUGGAUUUGGAGAGUUUACGUCGACACAACCCUCAUCAGAAGAACUUUGUGACGCAGUUGAGUCACCCUCGUCGGGAUCAGGAUAUUCAAAAUCGGCUGAGGCUCUCGACAUCACGGAUCCCAAGAAGAUUGGCACCAGCCCCAUAUCCCCACCUCCGCUAACAACCUCAUUUCCUCCCACCAAGGAUUGGUCUGAUAGAGCAACCCCGCGUGCACAAACACGGCAUGACUUUGAAGAGUCGGAACGGCGGACACGUUCAAGCAGCUUAGAAGAUAUUCCUGAAAGCAUCGAAUUCAAAACACCCUUAGAGAUGUCUCCAAGCUUGAGAACCCCUAGUUUCGCAUCCAGGAACUCUGGCAGUAAAGAAGCUGAGAUUAAUGCCCUUCGAGCGGCCCUUACGGAGUGUUGGACCUUGUGCAAUACAUUGGCUAGUUUAAGCUAUAUCAAUCGAGAAAGACUCCUACGCUCCCAUAAAGAUGGGAAGCAAGAAGACGCCUGGAGAUCAUGUUGGAGACUAUGCCAAAAGCUAUAUGACACCCAUGAUGAUGACUAUGCGUCUCAGGUUAACCCGACUCUCGACCUGUGCCGAGAUUUCUGCCAAGCGCUGUUUGAAGUCCGGGUUUGUGAUAGCGACCUGACGGACUCCGUGCUGCGGGUGAGCUUUGAACUCAACAAUCACCUUUAUAACACCCAUGAUCGGAAUCUACCGGACGCAUUUCGGGAACGAACCCUAGAUUUCUACAUAACCCUGUGUCACCGCCUAAUGAAGCAGCGUACUCGCCUGACGGAGACGGAUUCCCUGCUUAGCGCAUGCUGGUCCUUGGCGGAGAUGCUUUUCAGCAUUCGUCAAAGCAAGAAGGACGAAAAGCCAUUUGAUGAGGAGCUCCUAGGCUCGGCGGUGCAAGCCUGUUGGGAGCUCUGCGACAUCUUUCGUGAAGGUUGGACGUUGAAUAACAUGCGCAGUUCCGAUCGAGGAACUCCACGCCCCAGUCAAACGACCUUUUCCCAGGCGUUCCAGCAAGCGACCCAGCAGUCGGAACUGGAGUUUGAAACUGAUUUGGGCCAGCUUAUGAACCCCGAAACCCCUACCACCAUCUUCGAGGAUACGGCCACUGUUUCACCCGACGAAGCGCCUGUCCCGAAUAUUCUUGUCUUCGGAUACGGCAAUGGUCAUACCUCACAAGGCAUGUGGCCCUCGAAUGCAUCGAGUAUUUCGGAGAAGUCUCGGUCAUCGGGACACACGGUCUCCUCCACAAAUACGGUGACCAGUGCCUCGGAGAAUCCCAAUUUUACCCGGCUGAAGGCCCUUGUUACGAAGGCCGCUAUCAAUAGUGGCUACCAAAGAGGCGGCGCACAAAAUCUCUCAUCCUUCGUGAAAUCUCUGCCUUCCGAUGCGUUUGGUUCGGCUCCGUGGCAAAUCUCAUUGCUGAAGAACUAUAGAAAGCUCGUGGCGUUCGACCCCGUCUUUCGUAAUGUCGGGGCACAGGCUCGGGUCAGCGCCAUAGAUAUGGCGCGGGCUUGUCAGGCGAUGGUUCAGAGUGGCCAGUACUCAUGGCUUCGAGAUCUUUAUCGCCUGGUCUUCGGGUUCCACCUAGAGGAAGCGAUGGGCCGGAAAAGUGUGAGCAUCCAAACAUAA